UGAUUCGUCUUGGACCUGGAGCUCUCUACUGACGGAGUUCGGAAUCAUCAGCCCGAUAAUGCCAGAAGCAGAGGAUGCAUUUCCGAGCGAAGGAGCGGACACUUCGCACAUCUACCCGGAUUUGGACGUGAAUCAGGAGUCAGGUUUGGAACGGUCUGGUACUCCAGUAGGUGUCCCCAGUACAGUGAUAGAGCCACCCAAUGUGUACAAGAGCAGAUGGAGGUCUAUAAGAGUGAUGUACCUGACCAUGUUCUUGAGCAGUGUCAGUUUUUCCAUAUGUAUGUCUUCAAUAUGGCCAUAUCUGCGCAUGCUGGACCGCAGUGCCACCACAGCAUUCCUGGGCUGGGUAGUGGCUGCUUAUAGUUUGGGUCAGCUGGCAGCGUCGCCAGUCUUUGGGGCUUGGGCCACAUGUAGACGCAGAAGUCGCGAACCUCUGGUGGUCUCCAUUGUCAUUAACAUCCUGGCCAAUCUGAUGUAUGCUUACAUAGUGGACAUCCCUGGAGCAGCCUAUAGAAAAUACUAUCUCAUUGUGGCUAGGGCAUUGAUUGGCUUUGGGGCAGGUAAUGUUGCCGUGGUGAGAUCCUAUACCUCUGGUGCUACCACCAUCAAAGAGAGAACAGGUGCUAUGGCCAGUAUGAGUGCCUGCCAGGCCACAGGAUUCAUUCUAGGACCAGGUAGGUUAACAGGUGCUAUGACCAGUAUGAGUGCCUGCCAGGCCACAGGAUUCAUUCUAGGACCAGGUAUACAGGCUAUGUUGGUACCUUUGGGUUACCCCAUAAAAACUAGCAGUGAUCUGUACAAGUAUUUGCCUCUGAACCUGUACACGGCGCCAGUGUUUCUCAGUGCGGUGCUAGGCCUGGUCAAUGUGGUGUUACUGGUGGUGGUGUUUAGAGAACACACCGUAGUGGACGAUAGUGACCUGGACUUCUCUAGGGGAGGCUCUGUUAACGCUGACCUUAACGAGUAUGAUGCACAUCUUCAGGAUACGACACCACUGGGCAUUGAAGUGAAGCCUGACAGAAUUGCUGUUCUUGUUCUUUUAUUCAUCUUCUUCAUUGUGCUAUUUGUCUUUUCCAUAUUUGAAACUAUAGCUACCCCGCUGACUAUGGAUGAGUAUGCCUGGACAGAGGAGCAGGCCUCGCUGUAUGUGGGUAUUACACUGGCUGUGGCUGGCAUCAUAGCUAUUGUGGUCUUUAUUCUCAUCAAGAUUUUAUCAAGGAAACUGAAUGAGAGGUUCAUUUUGAUUGGAGGAUUCAUAUUUGUGCUGGCUGGUUUUAUCGUCUACCUGCCGUGGGGUCCCGCCAGACCAGAUGUGGAGAUUGCCAAACUAACCAACAGUUCAUCAGCAUCAGUCACUGAUAUGUCAGGUAUGAUAAUGGAGGAGGUAGAGGUCCUGGGUAGGAAUGUUACUGCAGCAGUCACCACCAUCAAGACAACAGUCACAGCUCACACUACAGAUCUAAAGCCAGCAGGAUGUCCCUACUACUUCUCAUGGUGUCUGACAACACCCAAAAUAUUCAUAGAACAGUAUUUCUCAGGCACUUUCCUCAUUGCAGUGGGAUAUCCCACCACCAAUGUGAUGACUUAUACACUGUUUUCAAAAAUACUGGGCCCAAAACCACAGGGUCUUAUGAUGGGAUGUUUGACAGGAUCAGGCAGUUUGGGGCGUGUUCUUGGUCCUCUCUUUGUCAGUAAUUUAUACUUUCUCCUGGGACCACGCUACUCAUUUGUAGGUGUCUGUGGCAUUGUUUUCGUAGCUGUGGUUACGACUUGCGCAUGCUUCCACAGACUGGUCCCUUUUGGGGAAUCGAAAAAGAAAGAGAAGAAACUGAAAGUAGAGUCUGAUGGUUUUGUGGGAAACUACACCUCAGUUUCCUCUGUGAUGUUUCAAGAUUUGUCAGUUUCUAAUGAAUUAGAAAGUGAAGAUUCUGAGUCUGUCAUGAACUCUUUAAUGAAUAGUUUACGCACUGCUUUUGAAAACUCAGAGGGAUAUGUUCAGUAAGACUGAAAAAAGUGAAUUUUAGUUAAAACAAGGAGUGAGUAAAAGACAUUUCACAAUGCAUAUGGCAAUAUUGGAAUAUGUUUUCAUUCCUUUAAAUGUGAAUUUGUUUGCCAUUGAGUCUGUUAAACCCUAACUUAAUCUGUUGUUUCAAAUUGUUGUAUGUUAUGAUGUGUGGUGAUUUGUCAUGAUUUGAAUCUAGUCAUUAUCCUAACAUAAAUGUAUGAAUCGGGGAUAGUUUUGAUUUUUUUUUUUUAAUAUUAUUAUUUGCCUUUAUACAAAUUAAUGAAUCAUGUAUGUUUUGUUUGUAAAGUUUUAUUAUGUGUCAGCUAGGGAUCUGAUAAUUUAAAUCACUUGUAAGAACUUUCUGUGUUGUUGCUUAAUAAAUCUACAUGUACUACAUACAGUAGCAGUAGGUUAACUACAUAUAUUGUAAGAACUUUCUGUGUUGUUGCUUAAUAAAUCUACAUGUACUACAUACAGUAGCAGUAGGUUAACAAUAUGACUCUAUCAUUUUUCAGCUUAUCAACAUUGGGAUGCAUGGCCUUUACAAAAAGGAAAAUAAUAAAAAUAAUAAUAAUAAUGGUUGCAGUAAACCAUGCAUGUACAUAACUUGUAUAAUGUAAAGGAGAGGAUAUAAAAUCAGUAAUAAUAUUGUAGGAUAAACAUGCCAUGGCCAGCAUGCCAUUUAAUAUGAUUUGGUUAACUUUGGUUUUGGUGAACUAAACUCUUUCUGGAGCUUGGUGUCUUAUGAAAACCUGGUACUAAAGGUAAGUCUGUCUUCUCAUCAGAAGGCAGACUUUGAGUAAUCAGUUAAGGAAAUGUCAUACAUGUUCUGGUUUAAAAGACCAUGUCCUAAUACUGUGUGUGGUGAUACACAUCAGCUGCUUUAAACU
Molecule: messenger RNA, 2895 nt
Organism: Lingula anatina
Lineage: Eukaryota; Metazoa; Brachiopoda; Lingulata; Lingulida; Lingulidae
Product: major facilitator superfamily domain-containing protein 8
Biological process (GO): transmembrane transport
Cellular component (GO): lysosomal membrane
Molecular function (GO): transmembrane transporter activity
Source: RefSeq, a predicted model, not a curated record